AAACGCAUUUGAAGAAAAUUUUGGAGGAAGGCUGCACUGGUGGUUGGAUAUCCGAGAAAAUGAGGGAUGCGAUGUACGUGGAAUAUCCGCUUUGGCCUAUAGUGAAAACGGACAGAGAAUUGACUGCGGUAAACUCAAAAAGGAUUCGGUUUGGCCAUAGGAGAAACAAGAACCUUAAGGAGCUACUGUCAUCCGCAGAUCCGGUAAAUAAAUAUGAUAACAAUCAGAGGGGUGUACAAAAAAUGGGCUCAUUUCAAUGUGGUAACUGCGUAAUGUGUAAUACACUGAUUCUGGGGAAAACAUUUUUCCACCCACACACUGGGAAGCCAUAUGAUAUAAAGCACAGACUUACCUGCACAUCCCGAAAUGUGAUUUAUAUAAUUAAAUGCCCCUGCGGUCUUAUAUACUGCGGGAAGACUAAUAGACAAUUACGUGAAAGGAUUAGUAUGCAUCGUUCAACAAUCCGGGCAGCAUUGGAACCUAAACCAAAGAAAAAUGUCAAACAGGAUAUAUCUAAACAACCAGUAGCCCAACACUGGCUACAAGCUAAACAUCCUGCCUCUUCUUUUAAAUGUAUGCCUAUCGACUGUAUCCAGGAUACCCCAAGAGGAGGGAACACAGACCGUAUGUUGCUCCAGAGGGAGGCAUUCUGGACAUAUGAACUGGACUGCGUGGCUCCAAGGGGCCUAAAUACGGCAUUGCAGUUAAAUUGUUUUGUAGCCACAGGAUAAGUAGAUAGACUAUAGUAAUUGAUCAGUAUGGCUUAUAUACUCCGUGGACAUGUUCAUAUAAUCAUAUAUUAUGGAUCAGUUGGAUUGGAGACAUAUAGUGAAAUAUAAAAAUAUAAAAAUAUAAAAAUAUAAAAGUAAAGUAAACUAAAUCAAAUUAAUAUGAACAUAAUUCACUGAGGGGUCUCGAGCCAUGACAGACUAGAUACAGAUGUUUAUAAUAUUUAUAAUAUUUUAAAUUCUUUUUGCACUUUGCACUCUGCACUUUAUAUACACAGGACUCACAACAAAUAACUGUUAUUUAGAGCUUUUUAUGUAUUCUAACAUUUUAU
Messenger RNA from Xenopus laevis (African clawed frog), 1060 nucleotides. RefSeq lists its product as uncharacterized. NCBI's taxonomy places the organism in Eukaryota, Metazoa, Chordata, Amphibia, Anura, Pipidae. The transcript has 2 exons. Bases 60 to 731 code for a protein of 223 amino acids. The record is from RefSeq and is a predicted model, not a curated record.